CACACUUCUCUAACCUCUCCUUGCUCUUUUACUGGUUCUUCAUUUCCUCCAAAACCCUUACCCAACUACUCUAAGCAUCAUUGAAAAGGCUUGUAAAGUCAUUCCUAUGAGAAACAAAACCUCAAGGAGUGGGUAAAGAGCAAUAAAGAUGGAUGAUUGAGCCAUUUCAUCUGAGAAUUUGGUGGUUGUGCCAAAUUAAGAGCCUUUCCUUUAUUCUUCUCUGGUGAAGGUUCGUAGGAUUUGCUUCAUCAAAGUACUCAAAAAAAGACCAAGAAAGAAAGCCACAAAGCUAGAAGAGUGAAAACCAAGAACUUCACCUGACCACCCCUACUUGACCUAGCUAGGGUUUGAGGUAACAAAGCUCUAAAAAUGGACCCAGUCACAGCACACGGCCGUCCUCUCCCUCCUCCUUUCCUAUCAAGAGAUCUUCAUCUACACCCCCACCAUCAAUUCCAACACCACCACCAACAAAACUCUGAGGAUGAACAAAGCCGCGGUAACGGUGGCCUAGACCGCCGCCAGAAACGAGAUCGUGAUGAAAUUAACACCACCGCCAACACCGUCAAUGUCACAAAUACCGCCACUACAACGACUGAUCAAGACCAGGAAUUCGGCUCAGGCGCCAUUGGGGAGGGUGACAUGACAAGAUCAAGACCCAGAGGCAGACCCACUGGCUCCAAGAACAAGCCCAAGCCGCCCAUCAUAAUCACCCGCGAUAGUGCAAAUGCCCUCCGAUCCCACGUUGUCGAAGUCGCUAAUGGUUGCGAUAUCAUGGAAAGUGUUUCCACUUUCGCGAGGCGGAGGCAAAGGGGGGUAUGCAUUUUGAGUGGGAGUGGCACUGUCACUAAUGUCACCCUAAGGCAACCUGCUUCACCCGGUGCUGUUGUGACUUUACAUGGGAGAUUUGAGAUUUUAUCUUUGUCAGGGUCAUUUUUACCCCCUCCUGCGCCACCGGCGGCCUCGGGGUUGACUAUAUAUCUAGCCGGCGGUCAAGGCCAAGUGGUGGGUGGGAGCGUCGUUGGUCCGCUUCUGGCAUCUGGUCCGGUGGUAAUAAUGGCAGCAUCAUUCGGUAAUGCAGCAUAUGAAAGGCUUCCUUUGGAGGAUCAGGAAGAGCCCCCGGUUCCAAUUCCGGGAAGUGGACCGCUCGGAUCCCCAGAAAUUGUUGAUCAGCAACAACAACAACUACUGCCUGAUCCUAAUACAUCUCUCUUUCAUGGCAUGCCCCAAAAUCUUCUAAAUCCAUGCCAAUUACCGGCUGAUGCCUACUGGGGUGGCACGGGUCGCUCUCCUUAUUAAUAAUACAAAAACUGUGUCAUUAUUUCCUCCUCUUUGUUACAUUAAGAUUUUAAUUACGUACGUUAUUCGCUCGGUCUUUGAUUGAAGCUGAGAAGGAUGUAUAAAUUUAUGAAUUUUCGGUGGGUUGAUUUUAUCUGAAUUGUUCCUCCGGCCAGUACUUCUCCCCAAGUAAUGGUAGCUCAGAGGUUCAUAUAAGUUGGUGAUCACUGAGGAGGUGGCGGGAGUCUGAAGUCUUAAUUUGAAGAAAAUAAGGUCAC
Molecule: messenger RNA, 1553 nt
Organism: Juglans regia (Persian walnut)
Lineage: Eukaryota; Viridiplantae; Streptophyta; Magnoliopsida; Fagales; Juglandaceae
Product: AT-hook motif nuclear-localized protein 22-like
Exons: 2
Coding region: 370-1296 (308 amino acids)
Biological process (GO): vegetative to reproductive phase transition of meristem
Cellular component (GO): nucleus
Molecular function (GO): minor groove of adenine-thymine-rich DNA binding; DNA-binding transcription factor activity
Source: RefSeq, a predicted model, not a curated record